This is a messenger RNA of Drosophila grimshawi, 2953 nucleotides long. Its product is annotated as ecdysone-induced protein 74EF. NCBI's taxonomy places the organism in Eukaryota, Metazoa, Arthropoda, Insecta, Diptera, Drosophilidae. The transcript has a single exon. The record is from RefSeq and is a predicted model, not a curated record. The coding region runs from base 261 to 1310 and encodes 349 amino acids.
CAGCAGCAGCAGCAGCAGCAAUAGACGACAAGCAACAACAUAAAACAACACCCGCCGCAUCUCAUUUGGCACCGCCACCAGCACCACAACAAAAACAACAACAUCAACAGACACAGCAGCAGCCGCGACAGCAGCAGCAGCAGCAACAGCAACGCCACACACAGCAGCAACAUCUGCAUCAUCAGCAGCAGCAGCAGCAACAGCAGCAGCAGCAACAACAACACUAUCGACCACAAGCCCACAACAGAAACACAUACGAAAUGUUGUACUCCCACAACCACCGACAGCACCCGCAACCUCAAACCCAAAUAUUGUCAGCACUACCAGCAGCAACAGCACCAGCAGCAGCAGCAGCUGCAACACGCCAGCAACAGGAGCAGCAGCGUCAGCUAAAAAAGCGACAACACGUGGAACAUUUGCAAAGCAGCAGCAGCAACGACAACAACAGCAGCAACAUUGGUAAAGUCAGCAGCAGCAGUCGCAUCGCUGCCCAGCAAAUGGCGCAGGCGGAGCACGCGUAUUUAUCCACGCUGUAUGGCAAGGCUGCCGCCAAUAUGCUGAGUCCGCCGUUAAGUGGCGGCAUUGUUGCAGCCGCAAGACCACUACGCCGUCGUAACAGUGGUUGUGGUCGCAGCAGCAUUGAUUGGAGCUUGGCCAGAGAUGCUGCAGUGCCGCCUCCGCCUCCGCAACAGCAGCAGCAGCAACAGCAACAGCAGCAACCACAUCCACAGGCACAGGCACAGCUGCAACGGCAACCGCUGCGUGCUCGACGCCUCACCCUGACCGUGGAGCAGCUGGGUCAUCAUCAACAUCAACAUCAACUUCCACAUCAUCAUCAACAACAACAUCAACAUCAUCAUCACGUUGGCGGCGCAUCAACGGCGACAGCGACACGAGUGGCAGCUGUGGCUGCGGCAGCGGUGGCCGCGGAACGUCAGCAGCGACACGCGAUCAUGCAGCGACGUCACAGCAUUUGUGCAGCGGCAGCAGCAGUGGCUGGCAUUGCCAGCCUGUCGCCGGCAUCGUCAACCAAUUCGUCAUCGGCAGCAACAUCGCCUUCAUCAUCGGCAGCAGCAGCCGCAUCAGCAUCGGCAGCAGCGGCCGCAUCGGCAUCAGCAGCAGCGGCCGCACUGGCAGCUGCCUCCUAUUAUGGCGCCUUCCCGGCGCCCUAUCAUCAUAUGGGCGCGGCAGCAGCGGCGGCGGCAGCUCACCACCAUGCACAUGGUCAGCCAUCGCCGACGAUUUAUCCGCCAACGCCGCCGCCAUCGACGCCCUGGGUGCAUCCCUGGUAUGCGGGCGAUGCAUUCUAAAUUGCAUUGCGCACCAUGCUGCAUGCUGCAUGCCCCAUGUAAAUUGUAGUCUAUGGCUAAGUUAAUUUAUAGCUUCAUUUCAACUACUGUUAAGCUUAACUAGUUAUUUUCUACAUAUAUCCACGUUUAAUUAUUAAUUAAAAUUUUUUUUUUUCAUUUUUUUGUUUAGCGCGUAAGUAGGUUAACUAAUUUUCAAUGGGCAUCAUAUGCCGCAAAUUAAACAAUCGGUAAUCGAUAGUUCAUGUUGCCGAAGUAUCGAUGACAGCGUCCGCAGAUUGACAAAAACAAAAAACGAAAAAAAAAUGAAACUUGUUGCUUUUCGUUAAACAAUUUUGUAUUUCAACUAUUUUUCACUGAGAACUCAAAGAACUGAUUACAUUAAAGCCACAACUACAUAUAUAAAUAUAUACACACACACACACACAUACACACACCUUUAUAUAUAUAUAUAUAGAAAGAAAACAACAAUAAUUUUCAACGUUUCUCAAGGUCAGCACUUGCACACAUCGACAAACAAACAAAAAACAACUCAACACACAUUAAAAUUUAAAAAAAUUCGCUUUUGUUUUCAAUGCGCGCUGCCCGCUCGAAAUACAAAAACAAAAACACAAAAGCAACAACAGCAACAAUUAUAAUAGCAAAACAUUUAAAGCUCGUUCGCCGGCGUCAAACUGACUGCAUAGUUAUAUAAAUGAAUUUUUUCGUAUAUAAAUUAUAUAAAGUCAUUAACUUGUAAUGCUUAGCAAAGAAAUGUAAUUUCUUACAUCCUACUCAUCAUAUAUAACUCAAUGAAAAAAACAAGAAAACAAUACAAAAACAAAAAAAAAAAUAAGAAAACAAAAAGAAAAACAAUUGUGUAAACAUAAAAUGCAAAUGCAACUGCAGCAAAUUCAUGCGUCUUGUGUUGUGCGUCAGUUCGUUUCCGAACUUGCCACAAGCAAUAUAUGUGUUGAAACAUGUUCCAUAUAAGCAAGCAAAAAAACUACUUAUGUACUUUGUAAAUGAACAAUUUCCAAGUCUCUUAACAUUAUUAAAAAAAAACAAAAACAAAAAAAACAAACAAAAACAAAAAAAAAAAAAAACAAAAAAAACUUAAACAAAAACCAAGAAAAAUAUGUUAAAAACAUACAAAACAAGAAAGAACAGUUGAAAUUUUCGGCUAACCCCGAAUAUUACAUACCCUUUGCAGAAUGUUAAUUAAAGAAGAACAAAAACUAUUAAAUAAUUUGGAUCGAUAAUGUUUCUUUCCGAAAUAUGAUCCCAUAUAUAUAUAUAUACAUAUAUAUAUGUACAAUUCUCUGCAAGGGUAUACAAAAUGCUUAUGUUAUAUAAUGUAUGUAUAUAAUCGCAUAUGUACGUACGCGUAUGAUAUAUUGUGUAUAAGUUACAUAAAUAAUAUCCGUUUUAUGGAUUAUUUGGCAAAGAACAAGAAAAAAAGAGAAACAUAUUUAUUUGUAUUAUUAUUAUAUUAUUAAUAACUGAAUACACUAGACAUACAUAUAUUUUUGUGCUGUUAUUAAAUUAGAUGGGAAAAUGAUUUAUAGAAAUGCAAGUUUCUACAUUCGUUUUAGUUUCAGCUGUUUAGUAUAUUUACACUACACACACACACUCACACACACACACAACACAAGCACACAGACACA